CUCUCACACACGCACAGAUACACACCGACACGAGUGUGGGCAUGCGUGCAUACACAUACACAUUCAGAGGGGGAGGGAGGCUUCUGGGUCCCAGAGCCGAAGGGGCAGGGAAGCGUGGAUGGACGUUGCUGCCAGGAGGCUGCGGCUGCGGAGGGGACGGCGCUCUGGGCAGCAGGGGGCAGCAGGGGCCAGGGGCCGCCAACCACCAGGCGGGGUGGGGCGCGGGGGCGGGCGAAAGGCGCCCUUAAAGCACCUGCCUCCCGCAGGUGAGCGCCCGCAGCCUGCACCCUGUCUGCCCGCCCGGCGGCCGCCCUUGAGCUGCCCCUCGGGAGCCUCCGCGGAACCCGCCCUUAGAAUUCACUCUCGACAGCCCUGAACAGGAGCCACCAUGCAGUGCUUCAGUUUCAUCAAGACCAUGAUGAUCAUCUUCAAUAUGCUCAUCUUUCUCUGUGGCGUGGUCCUGUUGGCGGUGGGCAUCUGGGUGUCCGUUGAUGGGGCGUCCUUCCUGAAGAUCUUCGGGCCGCUGUCAUCCAGUGCCAUGCAGUUUGUCAACGUGGGCUACUUCCUCAUCGCGGCCGGCGCUGUGCUCUUUGCGCUCGGUUUCCUGGGCUGCUAUGGGGCUCAGUCUGAGAGCAAGUGCGCCCUCAUGAUGUUCUUCUUCAUCCUCCUCCUCAUCUUCAUCGCCGAGGUCGCUGCUGCUGUGGUCGCCUUGGUGUACACCACAAUGGCUGAGAACUUCCUUGAGCUGCUGAUAGUGCCCACAAUCAAGAAGGAUUACGGUUCCCAGAAAGACUUCACUGAAGUCUGGAACACCACCAUGAAGGAGCUCAAGUGCUGUGGCUUCAACAACUACACGGAUUUUGAGGACUCCCCCUUCUUCCAAGAGAAACACGUAUUUCCCCCAUUCUGUUGCCUCAGCGCCAAUGGCACGGCCAUGGGAGCCUGCACCAAGGAGAAAGCAGAGGAGCAGCACGUCCAGGGCUGCUUCAAACAGCUUCUGACCGACAUCAGGACCAAUGCCGUGGCAGUGGGUGCUGUGGCGGCUGGAAUUGGGGGCCUGGAGCUGGCGGCCAUGAUCGUGUCCAUGUAUCUGUACUGCAACCUGAAGUAAGUCCACAUCUGUCUCCGCCGCCGCCACGUGAGGCCUGGGAAGGAGUCUGGAGCUCCCACACAGCAGUGAUGGGGGGACGCAGGAUGGAACUGGAGUGGGUCCCGGCUUGCUGCUCUGGACUAUGGCCCAAAAGGGGACUCCGCCCGACCCCAUUCGGAUCAGGCUGUGCCUAACUUUCCCUUCCAUAGUGGGAUUGGGUCCACCUGGUCCAGAGCCUCAGAGUAAACCAGUUUUCCCAGCCAGUCCGCCCGUCUGUUCCCUAAAUCUUGACAGGUCCCAGCUCUUCCCCCAAAGCUUCAGGGGUGCUCUCAGGGAUCCCAGACCACUGGGGGAUGAGAGAAAGGGGCCCAGUGGCCUAGAUUGAUGCAUCAACAGACACGGGGUGGAUGUGCAGGAGCUUCCAACUCAUAAGCCAAUUAAAGAAAUUCCACUUAGA
Messenger RNA from Sorex araneus (European shrew), 1547 nucleotides. RefSeq names its product tetraspanin 1 (gene TSPAN1). The coding region runs from base 389 to 1111 and encodes 240 amino acids. Lineage: Eukaryota; Metazoa; Chordata; Mammalia; Eulipotyphla; Soricidae. The record is from RefSeq and is a predicted model, not a curated record. The transcript is spliced from 9 exons. Gene Ontology annotation, cellular component: membrane.